Molecule: messenger RNA, 1114 nt
Organism: Strongylocentrotus purpuratus (purple sea urchin)
Lineage: Eukaryota; Metazoa; Echinodermata; Echinoidea; Camarodonta; Strongylocentrotidae
Product: transcription termination factor 2-like
Exons: 4
Coding region: 1-564 (187 amino acids)
Source: RefSeq, a predicted model, not a curated record
AUGUAUGAUCCCAGCUUCUCAAGUACCAGGAUCAAGUUUGUGAUCGAUCAACUGGAGGAGAUCCAUGACGAGGGUCCUGCAGACAGCCCCAUGAAGAGCGUCAUCGUCUCCCAAUUCACUGAAAUGCUGGAUGUGGUAGCUAGUCACCUCAGCUGGGCAGGCUUUGAGUACUGGAGUAUCCGUCGUGCAAUCCCACCCAAGAAACGAAGUGAGGCGAUGGAUGACUUUAAUAACAACCCCAGGGGUCGAGAGGUCAUGCUGGUUUCUUUGAAGGCUGGCAGGGUUGGCCUGAACCUCAUAGGGGGUAAUCAUCUCUUCUUCCUGGAUAUGCACUGGAACCCAGUCUUAGAAGACAUAGUCUGUGAUUCGAUCUGCAGGGAGGGGCAGAUGAGGAUUGUUUACAUCCACAAGUUUGUCUGCGUCGACACGAUUGAGGAGAGGAUAUUAGAACUACAGGAAAAGAAAAGACAGCUUGCCAAAGAUGUACUCACAGGGUCCAAGGAGGUACCCAGUCAGGCAGAUCUGGAAUUCUUGAUUGGCGACCUGUACCAAAAUGAAGCAUAGUGAUUGACUCUUGGCCCAGGUGACCUUUGAUCUGGAUGACCCUUGCCUUAGAUGACCCUUGACCCUGCAUGACUGUUGAUCUAGAUUAGAGCUAAUAUUCAUGAAAAUUGCAAUUUAGAGGAAAUAUAAUUUGCAUAUCAGUUUGACUGAUAAUUUUCUGCCUUUUAACUGAAUUCCAUAGGCAGUCUGACACAGGAGAAAGAAAAUAUUUUAACAAUAUAGAAACUUUUGUGAAUUUCUUCAUUUUCUUGAGUGGUUGAAUUCAUGAAUGUUUUAUGCUGAAAAACAAACAAAUCACCAUGCUGCAUGUUAACGAUUCAUGAAAUUGUCUGACUAUGCAGUUAACAUAAUACAUAUAUGAUGUUCAUUUAUCUGUUGUCAAUUCUCUUUGAGGGGUUUCAGAUUGUACUCUUAAUUAUGUAAUAUUAAAAUGUGUUUCAUAUUUUAUAAUAUGAUAUCUCAGUGCAAAACUUAUCACAUAAUUUAUAUGCCUACAAAAGAGAAAGGAUAUGUGAAAAUCAAGUCAUUUUUUGAUGUUUUAUUUGUAUAU